UCCCUUCCCCGGUCCCUCCCCCCCUCCCCUCGCUGCCACCACCACUUCAGGGCGCGCAUGAGAGAUGUCUGCCACCAGCGUUGACCCCCAGAGACCGAAAGGACAAGAUAAUAAAGUGCAAAAUGGUUCUCUUCAUCAGAAAGAUACAGUUCACGACAACGAUUUUGAGCCUUACCUUUCUGGACAGUCAAAUCAGAAUAACAGCUAUCCAUCAAUGACAGAUCCCUACCUGUCCAGUUAUUACCCACAUUCUAUUAGCUAUCCCUACUCCCUCAGUGAAGCACCAUGGUCAACUGGAGGAGACCCUCCUAUUCCAUACCUCACUCCCUAUGGACAGCUCAGUAAUGGUGAUCAUCAUUUCAUGCACGAUGCUGUUUUUGGACAGCCUGGUGGACUGGGGAACAACAUUUACCCGCACAGAUUCAAUUUUUUCCCUGAAAACCCACCUUUCUCAGCAUGGGGGACAAGUGGGUCCCAAGGGCAGCAGACUCAGAACUCAGCUUAUGGAAGCAGCUACAGCUACCCACCCAGUUCCCUCGGUGGUACUAUGGUGGAUGGGCAGACAGGAUUUCAUAAUGAUACUCUAAACAAAGCUCCUGGAAUGAACAGCAUCGAGCAGGGAAUGGUUGGACUGAAGAUUGGUGGGGACGUCACAGCUUCUGCCGUGAAAACAGUAGGUUCUGUGGUCAACAGCGCUGGGAUGACAGGCGCUUUGUCUGGCAACGGGGGUUCAAGUAUAAACUUGCCGGUAUCUAAGCCAACCUCUUGGGCUGCAAUUGCUAGCAAACCUGCAAAGCCUCAGCCCAAGAUGAAAGCAAAAAGUGGGCCUGUGAUAGGAGGGGCUUUACCUCCGCCACCUAUUAAACAUAACAUGGACAUUGGUACCUGGGACAAUAAGGGACCUGUGGCCAAAGUUCCAACUCCUCAGCAGAUCCCUUCUCCUCAAUCAGUACCACAGCCACAAAUCAUUCAGCCUAUUCCUGCCCAGCCACCUCCACUGGCCCAGCUGCCAUACCAGAACCCUCAGCCGCCGCCAUCUCAAAACCGGUGGGUGGCGCCUCGUAACAGAAAUGCAGCUUUUGGCCAAAGCGGAGGAACUGGUAAUGAGAACAACUCGCCUGGCAGUACCCCAGCAAACUCCAUCCCAGGCAGCGAAUCCCACCCUGUCCUUGAAAAACUGAAAGCUGCUCACAGUUACAACCCUAAGGAUUUCGAAUGGAACCUUAAAAAUGGACGCGUGUUCAUAAUAAAGAGCUAUUCUGAGGACGAUAUUCAUCGUUCCAUUAAAUAUUCCAUUUGGUGUAGCACAGAACAUGGCAACAAGCGUUUGGACAGUGCUUUCCGCUCUAUGAAUAGUAAGGGUCCUGUCUACUUAUUAUUCAGUGUCAACGGCAGCGGACAUUUCUGUGGAGUGGCGGAAAUGAGGUCGCCGGUAGAUUAUGGCACCAGUGCUGGUGUCUGGUCUCAGGACAAAUGGAAGGGGAAGUUUGAUGUCAAGUGGCUCUUUGUGAAAGAUGUUCCCAACAACCAACUCCGACACAUCAGGCUGGAGAACAAUGACAACAAACCAGUUACAAACUCCCGUGACACUCAGGAGGUGCCCUUAGAAAAAGCAAAACAAGUGCUUAAAAUUAUUGCUACGUACAAGCACACAACUUCUAUCUUCGAUGACUUUUCCCAUUACGAAAAGCGCCAGGAGGAGGAAGAGGUGGUGCGGAAGGAACGUCAGAAUCGAAAUAAACAAUAAGAAUAAACAUAUAUAUGGUUUGCUAUAAAUAUAUAUAUAAAUAUAUAUAUAUAUACUAGAACUGAUAUUAAAUUUGAUUAUGAAAAAUUGAAUCUUUUUAAAAAUUUGCUCUGAUGCUGUAUUCUGGCAUCAGGAGACUGUAAAACUUUCAGCUCCAAUAUCUUUUUGUGCAGGGGAAAUUAAAUUGUUGCAUCUUUUAAGUACAUUGUAGUGUGUGUUUGGUUUUUGGAUUUUUGGUUUUUCGGUUUUUUUGCCCUAGUGAAUAUGCAUUAAUUUGUACCUUUUCUAUGUAAAAUGCUGUAGAAUCCACAAAUAAAGGUGUUUUGCUGGGGUUUUUUUAAUGGUUAAAGAAGUUCAUCUAUAAUUGAAGUUUCUGAUAAAUAGUAUUUCCCAAAGACUUUUUACCUUCAACACAAAUUAUGUUUCUAAUCUGAAAAUCACUAUAAUUUUAUAUUUAUGUACUGCAGAUCCUCUUGUUUCAACAGUCUCCAAAAUUGUCUUGCUCCUUCAUGGCAAGCAUACAAAAAACAACCUUGUGUGUAUUUUACUUUUUUGUCAUUUAUUUGCAGAAAUAACAUCCAAGUCAAAAGCAUUGACAAUGCAACAAGUUCAGAUCUCUUUGUAUAGUUCACUUUUUAUCUGUUUUGUUGAUUGGUUGUUUUUUAAAAAAAAAUCCUGAAAGCACUUUUCUGUCUUGUAGAAAAUGAAAAGGGAACAAUUCACAAGUAUCACAUCUCACAUGGGCUGCAUAGAUGAAAAUUGUACAAAUGCAAUUUUGCACUUGCAUAAUUUUCAGUCCUUUUCAAUGAAGUUUGCAUGAGAAACGUUCCCCUUGGGUUCUUCCUCAUGCAGUCUAAAAACAGCUUUUCGUUCAUAUCUGAUGAAUUUUGUGUGCACCUGCUAUAUCAUAUCCUGCAACAAAAAGAUGAGAUUUUCUCUGCCAUAAUUUUUUUUGUGUUGUAGUUUUUUAAUGGUUUAAAUGUUUUCAGCAUUGCAGGGGCUUGGGGGCAAUGUGGCUUUUAAAGGCUUUUUUCAGCUUUCUAAUACCCAUUAAAUCAUUUUUAAUCUGUCCCCUGUUUUUGUUCUUCACCCACCUUCUCUAAAAUGUCAUUUAAAAUUUUAUACCAAUAAUGGUGAGCUUUAAUAUAGAAUCUUAGUACAGACUCAUAUGAUGGAUUAUGCUUCAGAUGUUUAAAAAUGUGUGUAUGUGUCUAUUUUUUUCUGUUGGAUGAGUAAAAACAACUGUUUUAAGAAACGGAAUUUGCUGUCAUGUUUUUGUGGAAUGAGGAAGCUAUUGAAGAAAUGGCCACCAACCGGAGUUUCAAAAUUAAGCAUGAAUUCUUGAUGCUCAUGCCUGUUGCUCUAGCACACCGAACCUGCACGUGUUUAUUGUAGAGGAUCUUUUACUUAUAUUAGAAAGCAAAUAUCUUCUGAAAUCUACUUACUCAAGAGGACCUCUGAUUUAAAUGAAAGUUUAAGCUGUAUCAUUUAGACUUGUAUUUAGAACAUAUAGCUUUGUCUCUGGACUGUUGCUUCCGAUGUAAGGAGUAAUGGGACAGCAUCAGAUUAACUUUUUUCCUCUAGGAGAAUACAAGCCUUAAUAAAUAAUACCUACUUAGCAA
This is a messenger RNA of Lacerta agilis (Sand lizard), 3369 nucleotides long. RefSeq names its product YTH N6-methyladenosine RNA binding protein 1 (gene YTHDF1). Gene Ontology annotation, biological process: mRNA destabilization. The transcript has 5 exons. NCBI's taxonomy places the organism in Eukaryota, Metazoa, Chordata, Lepidosauria, Squamata, Lacertidae. The record is from RefSeq and is a predicted model, not a curated record. Gene Ontology annotation, cellular component: cytoplasm. Gene Ontology annotation, molecular function: N6-methyladenosine-containing RNA reader activity; mRNA binding. The coding region runs from base 65 to 1747 and encodes 560 amino acids.